This is a messenger RNA of Poecilia latipinna (sailfin molly), 4807 nucleotides long. Its product is annotated as NACHT, LRR and PYD domains-containing protein 4E-like. Gene Ontology annotation, molecular function: protein binding. Lineage: Eukaryota; Metazoa; Chordata; Actinopteri; Cyprinodontiformes; Poeciliidae. The transcript is spliced from 12 exons. The record is from RefSeq and is a predicted model, not a curated record. Bases 343 to 3735 code for a protein of 1130 amino acids.
AACCCUGAAAUCUGACGGAUUUGGAGCAUUUUUCAAAAGAACAUUGGGAAAACAUUGCCACUACCCACUUCAUGAAGAAGACAAUGUUGUAUUUCAAAAGGCCGUCUGCACUUCAAUCAGAAAAACAACUUUGGGAAUGUUGUUCAACAACUUUCUUUGCUUUUCCUCCUACCCAGUUUUCUUCCUUCACUAGAGACAAACAAAUUCCUGUAAGCAGCUCAUCUGUGUCACAAGCUGUUUGGUUCACACCUUGAGUGGAGAGUGUUGUCGUCUUCAACACAAGACUAAAGAAACUGUUAAAAAGGAAACCGUGUAAGCCGAUGUGGAUGGAAAUCCAGCAGCAUGAUUAAGGGCAAGAAGAAAAGGGGGUCAAAACAUAAACCUGGUAAUGUCUCCCACGACAGUGAGGCAUCCAUCACUAAACCCACUGAAAACAGUGAUGCCUCCAAAGACAGGCCUCUCGACAUCAGACCAGAACAACCUUCAUCCUCAGACAGGACUCAUCAGGGGUCAAAACCUGAAUCCAGCGAUGUCUCCCCCACAUCAUCACUGAACCCAUCAAAGGGAGACAUCACUGGAAUCAGCAGUGAUGUCUCCCAAGACAGUUCAGAAAAACCUUCAUCCUCAGACAGGAUCCAUCAGGAGCCCAGCUGUGUGUCCUUCAGGAGUGAUUUUUCCAAGGACAGGGUUCCUAACUUUAGCUCAGAGGUUCCUUCUCCAGAGAAAUUGGAUGAGCAGAGCUCAGAGGUUCCUAGUGGCCAGUCUGAACAGCUGGACUCUACCUUUAAGCUGCUGAAGGAAAAAAUUGUAACUUAUGUGAAUGGCGAGCUAAAGACAAUCCAGGAUGUCCUGGAUCCAAAUAACACAGAAUGUUUAGAUAGUCCGUGGGAGUUUGAUGAAGUGUCAGAAGACGAGGAUGAAGAGCUGAACAGGAGCAACAAGGAGGCCCUUUUAAAGCUCACACUGAACUUUCUGAAGAAAAUGAAGAAGAAGAAUCUGGCAAAUCGUCUGAAGAACAAACUUUAUACUUCAGUUUCCCAACGUCAACUGAAAUCGUCUCUGAAGCAGAAGUUCCAGUGUGUGUUUGAGGGGAUUCCUAAAGCAGGAAACCCAACUCUUCUGAAUCAGAUCUACACAGAGCUCUACAUCACAGAGGGAGGAACUGGACAGGUCAAUAAAGAACAUGAGGUCAGACAGAUUGAAAUAGUGUCCAUGAAACCACAGAGACCAGAAACAACAAUCAGACAAGAAGAUAUUUUUAAACUCCCACCUGGAAGAGUUGAACCAAUCAGAACAGUGAUGACACAGGGAGUGGCUGGCAUUGGGAAAACAGUCCUAACACAGAAGUUCACUCUGGACUGGGCUGAAGAUAAAACCAACCAGGAUGUCCAGUUUAUAUUUCCAUUCACAUUCAGAGAGUUAAAUCUGUUGAAGGACAAAAAGUUCAGCCUGGUGGAACUUCUUCAUCACUUCUUUACUGAAACCAAACAAAUCAGCCAGUUUGAACAGUUCCAGGUUCUGUUCAUCCUUGAUGGUCUGGAUGAGAGUCGACUUCCACUGGACUUCAACAACAAGGAGAUCCUGACUGAUGUUACAAAGUCUGCCUCAGUGGAUGUUCUGCUGACAAACCUCAUCAGGGGGAAACUGCUUCCUUCAGCCCGCCUCUGGAUAACUACAAGACCUGCAGCAGCCAAUCAGAUCCCUGCUGAGUGCGUUGACAUGGUAACAGAGGUCAGAGGGUUUAGUGACCCACAGAAGGAGGAGUACUUCAGGAAAAGAUUUACAGAUGAAAAGGAGGCCAACAGGAUCAUCACCCACAUCAAGAAAUCACGGAGUCUCCACAUCAUGUGUCACAUCCCAGUUUUCUGCUGGAUCACUGCUACAGUUCUGGAGGAUGUGUUGAAACCUAAACAGGGAGAAGAGUUACCAAGCAGCCUCACUGAGAUGUACAUCCACUAUCUGAUCGUUCAUACCAAAGUGAAGACAACAAAGUAUGGCAAAGGGAAAGAAACUGAUUCACUUUGGACUCCAGAGAGCAGGACGAUGAUUGAGUCUCUGGGAAAACUGGCUUUUGAUCAGCUGCAGAAAGGAAACCUGAUCUUCUAUGAGUCAGAUCUGACAGAGUGUGGCAUCGAUAUCACAGCAGCUUCAGUGUACUCAGGAAUCUUCACACAGAUCUUUAAGGAAGAGAAAGGACUGUACCAGGACAAGGUUUUCUGCUUUGUCCAUCUGAGUGUUCAGGAGUUUCUGGCAGCUCUUCAUGUCCAUCUGACCUUCAUCAAAGACAAUCUUAAUGUGAUGGAACAAAAACAAGUAGCUUCCAGGAUUUCUACAGCUUAUAAGAAACCAAAAUUAACAAAUCUCCAUCAGAGUGCUGUUAGUAGGAUCGUGAAAGAUCAAAAUGGACAUCUGGACUUGUUCCUCCGCUUCCUCUUGGGUCUUUCAGUGCAGACAAAUGAGAGCCUUCUGGAAGGGUUGGUGACACAAACAGGAAGCAACUCACAGACCAACCAGGAAACAAUCCAGUUCAUCAAGAAGAAGCUCAAUGAGAAUUUGCCUGUAGAAAAAAGCAUCACUCUCUUUCACUGCCUCAAUGAACUGAAUGAUCACUCCCUGGUGGAGGAAGUCCAGCAAGCUCUGCAGUCAGGGAAUCUUUCCACAGAUAGCCUUUCUGCUGCUCAGUGGUCGGCUCUGGUGUUCGUCUUACUGACAUCAAAAGAAGUUCUGGAUGUGUUUGACCUGAAGAAAUAUUCAGCUUCAGAGGAGGUUCUACUGAAGCUGAUGCCAGUGGUCAAAGCAUCCAACAAGGCUCUGCUUGGUGGCUGUAACCUCACAGAAGAUAGCUGCAAAGCUUUGGCAGAAGUCCUCAGCUCCCCGUCCUCCAGUCUAAGAGAAUUGGACCUGAGUAACAACAACCUGGAGGAUUCAGGAGUAUCGGCUCUAGUAGAAGGACUGAAGAGUCCAGAUUGCAAACUGGAAACUCUGAGUUUGUCAGGCUGUGUAUUAACAGAAGAGGCCAGUUCUUUUCUGGCCGAAGCACUGGGCUCCGACUCCCAUCUGAAAGAGUUGGAUCUGAGCUACAAUCAAAUCCGAAACACAGGGGCAAAGACUCUGACAGAUAUAAAGAACAAAUCAGGAUCCAAACUGGAGACUCUCAGAUUGAUGACUGUACCAGGGAAAUGGUCGAUACCUGGUUUCAAAAAGUAUUCCUGUCCACUCAAAAUUGACACAAACACAAUCAGCAAAAAUCUCAAACUAUCUGAGAAAGACAAGAAGAUAACAAAUGAAGAAGAGGACGUGUCAUAUCCUUAUGAUCCAGUCAGAUUUGACAAUCCUCAGCUGCUUUGUGACAAUAAACUGGAAGGUCGCUGCUACUGGGAGGUCAAAUGGAAAGGGGAGGUUUUCAUAUCUGUGAGUUACAAAGGAAUUAACAGAAAAGGAGAUAUGGAUGACUCUGUGUUUGGAGGGAACAGUCAGUCCUGGAGUCUGAGCUGCUCUAGUGAUGAUGGUUACUCUGUCUGGCACAAUAAUGAAAAAAUACCCUGCAUCCCCACAGCGGUCACUGAAAGAGUAGCAGUAUAUGUAGACUAUGAAGCUGGCAUUCUGUCCUUUUACAACAAAUCCUCUGACAAACUGAUUCACCUCCACACCUUCAACACCAAGUUUACAGAACCUCUUUAUCCUGGGUUUGCGUUAUGGAGUCCCGGUUCCACUGUGUCACUGUGUUCAGAGUAAAAAGUCUCAUCCUGUCAGAGAAACACCUUGACACCUCUAGCCUCUAUUUUUGUGUAUAAAAGUCACUAAACUUUAUCAAUAGGUCAUUUUUAACAGUAAUCUGGGUGUUUUAUGUAAAGAUUUUCUGUGUAAUAAAUAUUUUUCUUGGGUUUCCUUCAGACUAUAAAAUGCAAGGAAUGAAGGGGAAAUGUUGCUUCAGUAGAAAAACUAGAGUCUAGAUUCAAUUCUUAAUAUGUAUAUUGAGCUGGUUUCCUAAUUAUUAUUCUGUGAAGAAAACAUUUGGUCACUGAAGUCUCAACUCCCACAAAAAUGCUGUUUAAAUAUUCUUCUAUACAACAGGUCUCUUAAUAGUGAAGGAAUUCAUGAGUCUGUGUGUAAAUAAAACUUCAGGAUGCCAUUCAGACCGUUUAGUUUUUUAGAUAAAAUUUUAGUGUUUUUGAAUGUAAAAUUUUUCAUCUGUUAUUUGGUAUGCUACAUUUGGAGUUAAUCACAAUAUCUUUUGAUUUAUAUGUUUUCAUUGUUGCUGUUAUUAUUGAUGAUGUAUGGUAAUUUUUACAUGGAUGUAAUGGAAACUGGAAUGUUGUGGCUGUUAUGCAGUUGUUCAUUCAAUCAAACAUGUUGUGAUGCAGUUACAUUAAAAUAUCUUAGUGCUAUUAAUUAGAAAGAAGGACUUUCUCCUCUCUAAGUAAUGCAACUACUGUAUGUUAGAGAAAAUGUUCAUAUAUUUUACAGAAUAUUGUGUCUUUCAUUUACUUUACGGUCACUGUUACUGGGAGGUCAAAUAAAAAGGGGAGGGAUGUUUUCUUUAUAGUAAGUUUUCUUACAGUAAAAACAGAGAAACUAUAUUUUUAAAGUGUAACGGUAUAGAAACAGUGGGAUGAUUCUUUUUUUCUUGCCUUGUGAGGAUGACAAUGCACAUAUAUUUUCUGGCUUUAGAUCUAUGUGUUGGUUUUCUUUUGUAAAAUUCAUCUGUGAAGUUAAGUUUUAAAGCAAUGUUUAACUGUACUUAUGCUCCUGUUUUUCUGUUUAUUCAUAAAACACUGUCAUUAAACUGUGUUCUUGCAAAACGCCA